Molecule: messenger RNA, 1014 nt
Organism: Cyprinus carpio (common carp)
Lineage: Eukaryota; Metazoa; Chordata; Actinopteri; Cypriniformes; Cyprinidae
Product: sialic acid-binding Ig-like lectin 10
Exons: 5
Coding region: 154-1014 (286 amino acids)
Source: RefSeq, a predicted model, not a curated record
UUUUAUCUUUGCUUCUUAGAUGCUCCUAAAAAUACAUCAGUUUCAGUGAGUACCUCCAGCUCUGUGUUGGAGGGCGGUUCAGUGACUCUGACCUGCAGCAGUGAUGCAAAUCCAGCAGUGAACUACACCUGGUCCAGAGAGAGUGAAGGACAGAUGGAGCAGCUGCAGACUGGAGACACUCUUACCUUCGAUAGGAUCGACCUGAAACACAGAGGCUGGUACUACUGUACAGCUCAGAACCAACAUGGCACCCAAAACUCUUCAGUGAUGCUGAACAUUCAGUAUGCCCCUAAAAUCUCUCCAUCCUCCCACUGUACCAGAACUGAUGUAACUGUGUGUUUCUGUGAGGCUGAUGGGAAUCCCUCUCCUGAACUGGAGUGGCAUCUGUCUGGAUGUCCUGUCACUAACUCUUCAAACAUGUUCAUCAGUGAAGAGCGAUUGAGCAGCACAGGCUUGAGGAGCUCCAUCACUCUUAAUCAGUCUCUCACACACACAUCCACUCUGCAGUGUGUCAGCAACAACACUCAUGGCACUGCAAGUCACCGGUUUAAUUUACUUCAUUCCACUCCUCAGGUGUCAGGUUUCCAUCAUUUCUCUUUUUUGCUUGGAGUUGCUGGUGGGGCUUCUGUGAUGAUGAUCAUAUGUGGCAUUUUACUUAUCUGUGCAAGAAGAGAAAGCAACACAAGACGAGACGAUGGCAUUGAACUCAUUCUGGCUGACAGGGAGAAUGAGUGUGCCAAUAAUGCCAUGCUGUCUCCUACUGGAUCUGUCACCCAGAAUCAUGAAGAACUCCAUUACACCUUCAUUGAUUUCACAAACACCCAACCAGAGUCAGAAGAGAUCAGGGGCGUCUCCUCACUGACAACUGACUACGCUGUGGUCCGACAUUAUCCUGGUGGAGUAUCAGAGGCAGAGAGCUCAAAAGGAGGUGAUCAGCCCAAACAGCAAAUCGCAGCUGUAGUGAUGUCUGAGAAAAAUCAAACCGUACUAGAGCAGGAGGCAAAAAUGGAAUAG